Capsella rubella is the source of this 723-nucleotide messenger RNA. Its product is annotated as zinc finger protein JAGGED. The record is from RefSeq and is a predicted model, not a curated record. NCBI's taxonomy places the organism in Eukaryota, Viridiplantae, Streptophyta, Magnoliopsida, Brassicales, Brassicaceae. The coding region runs from base 126 to 539 and encodes 137 amino acids. The transcript has a single exon.
UGCACCCUAUACAUUUGACUACUACUUAUUUCAUCUUUCAUCUUCUCUCUCAAAGUCAGUCCUAUUUUUAGGGUUUCUUCAAAAAUAUCUCUCGAUAUAUAGGUGGAAGUAACAUAUAUAUAAAUAUGGAGUGUGAGAGAUCAUCGUCGUCCACAUCAUCCGACACCGGAGCCGUUCGGCACCGUCAUACGUCGUCGUCCUCCACCGUGACUAGACGAAUGUACGAGUGCACUUUUUGCAAAAGAGGUUUCACGAACGCACAAGCUUUAGGUGGUCACAUGAACAUCCAUCGACGUGACCGUCUCAACAAAGCCAAGGUGCAAAACGAUGCUGACGUGGCACUCUCACAAGCUCGUAGAUGUUUCCACGUGGCGUCUGAUCGUGGCGGCUACGAGCAAGUAGACUCCGUCGUGAUGAGGACGACGACCACCACCUCGAACUACAUCCAACACUUGAGAAUCGGCUCUAUGGCUACAAGGAGAGAACAUGUCGUGGUUGAAGGAGAUGAGAUCGAUUUGGAGCUGCGACUUGGCUUAUGAUUAUCAAGUUUUAUAUACUUAUAGAUGUGUAUUACGUUUUUGGUGUAUACUAUAUGGUUUUCGAGGUUGAUGUAUGUAAAUCUAGGAAAGCAUAUAUGAGGCGUUUAUUAUGUUAAGGGUCGUAAGAUAUUUUUGGGUGGUUAUUUUAUUGUUUGCAUGUUUUGUGAUCAUUCUAUAUAUGAGA